Molecule: messenger RNA, 410 nt
Organism: Bombus pascuorum
Lineage: Eukaryota; Metazoa; Arthropoda; Insecta; Hymenoptera; Apidae
Product: U6 snRNA-associated Sm-like protein LSm6
Exons: 3
Coding region: 144-383 (79 amino acids)
Biological process (GO): maturation of SSU-rRNA; mRNA splicing, via spliceosome
Cellular component (GO): P-body; U6 snRNP; U4/U6 x U5 tri-snRNP complex
Molecular function (GO): RNA binding
Source: RefSeq, a predicted model, not a curated record
UUCAACGAUAGCACAGUUAUAUAGCAUUGAACGAUAAAACUGUAAAAUAAAAGCCGUGGCAAUAAUAACGUGGUAUUUCAAGCGUAAUUAAAAAAAGAAUUCAAUAAACGUUAAAAAUUACAUAUAACAGUAACAAUUUCGAAAUGAGUCGCAAGGAAGCAUUAUCGCAAUUUAUUCAACAAAUACAUGGACGUCCUGUUGUCGUAAAGCUAAAUAGUGGUGUAGAUUAUAGAGGUGUUUUAGCUUGUCUUGAUGGUUACAUGAAUAUAGCUCUUGAACAAACAGAAGAAUAUGUAAAUGGUCAAUUAAAAGACAAGUAUGGCGAUGCUUUUAUUCGUGGUAAUAAUGUCUUAUAUAUCAGUACACAAAAACGUAGAACUUAAGUAAAAUAAAUAUAUAAUUUAUAUUAA